Molecule: messenger RNA, 1401 nt
Organism: Penicillium roqueforti
Lineage: Eukaryota; Fungi; Ascomycota; Eurotiomycetes; Eurotiales; Aspergillaceae
Product: fasciclin domain-containing protein
Exons: 3
Coding region: 1-1401 (466 amino acids)
Biological process (GO): macroautophagy
Cellular component (GO): fungal-type vacuole membrane
Source: RefSeq, a predicted model, not a curated record
AUGCGUUCCACUUACCUUUUCUUAUCUGUGGCAGCUUCAUUGGCCUCGGCCUUUGUCAUCCUAGAUGAGAGUAUCCUCGCGGAGAUAGUCUCUGAGACUCGACCAGCCACGAAUGAUCCAUCUCAAGCAGAUGCCGAGAUGAGCCUGCUGGGCAUCUCCCCGGAUGAACAUAGAGGCUGGGGAAGAGACGGUGACUGGCGCGAUGAUGAUGAAUAUCCGGAGCAUGGCGAUUGGCUUGGCUACGGGCGAUGGCCCGGUGGUGAUCGGCCCAGACAUGGGGGAUGGCCCGAACACGGAGAAUGGCCUGGAUACCGAGGUGAUUGCGAAGACAGACACGACCGCGACGGAAGACCAUGGGACAGAUACCGACACCGUCCACACCGGCCAAUCGAUGCUUGUCCAGGCCCGUUCUGCCACGCGGACAAGACGACAUGGGAGCUCAUCAGAGAAAGCGAGCAUACAUCCCGACUCGCCGAGCUCAUCGCCGACGACAAAGACCUGAUUGAUAUCCUAAAUGGCACGACGGCAAACCACACCUUCUUCGCGCUGACGAACCGUGCCCUAGAGAGACUUCCACGGGGAAGAAAUGGCCCCAGUCCGAAGCUCAUGUCCAAGUUGCUGCGGUAUCAUAUCCUGCCCGGUCAAUUUUCAAUCGAGCAUAUUGCUGGCCACGGGACGCUACCGACGAAGCUGACAGAGCCAGCUCUGGAAUCGACUCUACCACAGAGGAUCGUUGUCCGAGAGCACCAGAACGGAGUGAUGUUGAACCGGAGGAGUAGGGUUGUGGCAGCCGACAUGAAAUCCAAAAACGGAAUAAUCCACAUAAUAACCAGUCCCCUCCACCCACCCCGAGAGACACGCACGAUACUGCACCAAGCACCAACCGACUUCAGCACCUUCACAUUGGCGCUAGCUCGCACGAAACUCGCCCACAAUCUUGACCCGGCGCAGCGACAGGGCGGCACAACCUUCGUGCCCACGAACGUCGCUUUCAGACGGCUCGGAGAGAAGGCUAAUCGGUUUCUUUUCUCGCGGCGGGGUGAGGGGUGCCUGCGUCGCCAUGGUGGGCAUGCGCAUGAGGGCGAGGGGAAGGGUGGACGUGGGGAUGGACUAGAGGAGGACUAUGCGAAUGUGCGGCUUGUGACUUUGUUGAAGAGGGAGUUGAGGGUUGAUGUUAAGAAGGGGUUUGGUGAGGUUGAUAUGCGGGUUAAUGGGUUUGGUAGAGUUGGACGAAUGGAUUUGUUGGCGAGGGAUGGCGUGGUGCAUGUUUUGGAUCGGGUAUUGAUUCCCCCCAGGAAGAUUCAGGAUCAAAAUGAAGAUGAAGAUGGGGAACUGAUCAUUGAGGAGCUUGUAGGGAGAUUGGAUGGUUGCGUCUACGGGAUGACUCGAGGAGAAUUGUGA